Molecule: messenger RNA, 681 nt
Organism: Hyaloscypha bicolor E
Lineage: Eukaryota; Fungi; Ascomycota; Leotiomycetes; Helotiales; Hyaloscyphaceae
Product: alpha/beta-hydrolase
Exons: 1
Biological process (GO): lipid metabolic process
Source: RefSeq, a predicted model, not a curated record
AACAUUAAAGGCUUCGUGGCGCUCGAUCCAACAAGAUCUCUUAUCAUCGUUGCAUUCGCGGGUUCUGGGAGCACAAUCCGCAACUGGUUCACAGACUUCACAUUCGCUCGAGUACCAUACACCCUCACAGGCUGCACAUCCUGCUGGAUCCACUCCGGCUUCUCCACGGGAUGGUCUGAACGUCGGGACGCCGUCCUCAAUACCGCCAUUUCAGCUCUCGAGAUGUACCCAGAUUACUCCCUCAUCAUCACAGGCCACAGCAUCGGCGCCGGGAUCGCGACGCUCGCUGGUGCUGAGCUGAGGAGUAUAAACUACAACGCUGAUAUCUACACCUAUGGCUCUCCACGCGUGGGAAACACGGAGUUUGCAACAUUCGUGAUGUCGCAGGCUCCGGAGAAAGGAGGGAAUUACAGGAUGACGCAUGAGAACGAUCCCGUGUCCCAGCUACCACCGACUUGGAUAGGGUAUGAGCAUACGAGUCCGGAGUACUGGCUUACGAAUGGGACUGACGCGACGGACGUGUAUGAAGCGAGCGAUGUGGUAGUUUGUGAGGGGGUGGGGAAUGAAGAGUGUAAUGCAGGGACAGGGUUGGUUCCUAUUGAUGGCACGGCGCAUGAUCAUUACUUGGGGCUUAUUAGUGCUUGUCAGGGGCCAGUGGUAUUUUCGAGAGAAAUUGGAUGA